AUCGACACGGUAUAUAUCUCGGUGACUGAUAGUUCGCGACAUUACUGUGCAUAAUGCAUCUCCUCGUGUACGCGUUAACAAUAGUAUCGGCGGUGCUCGCCCAGAAAGAGCCGCAUUAUGCACCCGGCCACGAUGGGAUAGUACAUCUCUUUGAAUGGAAAUGGACAGAUAUUGCGGCGGAGUGUGAAAAUUUCCUGGGUCCUUUAGGAUACGGCGGAGUGCAGGUUUCUCCGAUAAACGAAAACAUCAUUGUAGACGACCGGCCAUGGUGGGAGCGUUAUCAGCCCAUAUCUUACAUUUGGCAAACGAGAUCGGGUACGCCCGAGCAAUUCAAAGAUAUGGUUCACAGAUGUAACAAUGCCAAUGUGAGAAUUUACGUCGACGUGGUAUUCAACCAUAUGACCGGCGAUCAUGUAAACGCACUGGGUACCGAUGGUUCGACAGCAAAUACAUUCAAUUACAAUUAUCCGGCAGUAGCAUACGAUCGAAAAGAUUUUCAUAUGCCACCAUGCGCCAUCAACAAUUACCAGGAUGCGACGAACGUGCGCGACUGCGAAUUGGUCGGUCUGCAUGAUCUUAACCAAACAUCUGAAAAUGUCAGAGAAAAGAUCGUCGAUUUCUUGAACGAGGCCAUUGAUGCUGGAGUCGCCGGUUUUCGAGUAGACGCGGCUAAACACAUGUGGCCGAAUGAUCUAAAAAUCAUCUUUUCUCGGUUGAAAAAUCUCAAUACCGAACAUUUUGACAAGGAUGCGCGAGCCUUCAUAUUUCAAGAGGUGAUCGAUUACGGCAAUGAAGCAGCCAGCAAGUAUGAAUACAUCGGUUUUGGCACGGUGACGGAAUUCCGGUAUGGCUCGGAAAUCAGCAACGCCUUGAGAGGAAACAAUCUAUUGAAAUGGUUCGUCAGUUGGGGAGAAACUUGGGGACUGUUACCAUCGCAAGAUGCCCUGGUAUUUAUUGAUAACCACGACACUCAACGGAGCAAUCCCAAUAUACUCACCUACAAGUCAUCAAAAUUGUACAAGAUGGCUGUCGCUUUCAUGCUGGCGCAUCCUUAUGGGAUCGCGCGUGUUAUGAGCUCCUACGAUUUUCACGAUUUUAACCAAGGUCCGCCCCACGAUUCCGCCGGAAACAUCCUGUCUCCGAUUAUUAAUCCUGAUAAUACCUGUGGUAACGGCUGGAUUUGCGAGCAUCGGUGGCGUCAAAUUUACAACAUGGUGGGCUUCCGAAAUACCGUGAAUAGUACCGGUAUCAACAAUUGGUGGGACAAUGGCCAGAACCAAAUUGCCUUUUGUCGCGGAAGUAAGGGAUUUAUCGCAAUCAAUGGUGACUACUUUGACUUGAAGCAGACUCUCUUUACCUGUUUGCCACCUGGUAAAUAUUGCGACGUCAUUUCUGGAAGCUUGAAGGACAACAAGUGUACCGGUAAGACCGUGGAAGUGGGUGAAGAUCACAGAGCUUACAUAGAAAUUUUGACAUGGGAGGAAGACGGCGUACUCGCUUUUCAUAAAGAGUCCAAGUUAAAAUAAUGAAGAUCUGAUUGUAUGAGCAAAACAAAAAUCAAGGGAUACUACAAAAAUAUUACUUUGAUAUUAUACUUAUUUUAUACAUAUGUAUAUAUGUAUACGGCAUAUAAUUUAUAUAAACUGACUAUAAAAAAAAUUAGACAUAGU
Messenger RNA from Camponotus floridanus (Florida carpenter ant), 1670 nucleotides. RefSeq names its product alpha-amylase. The record is from RefSeq and is a predicted model, not a curated record. Gene Ontology annotation, molecular function: alpha-amylase activity; cation binding. The coding region runs from base 54 to 1526 and encodes 490 amino acids. The transcript has 5 exons. Gene Ontology annotation, biological process: carbohydrate metabolic process. NCBI's taxonomy places the organism in Eukaryota, Metazoa, Arthropoda, Insecta, Hymenoptera, Formicidae.